Molecule: messenger RNA, 3470 nt
Organism: Larimichthys crocea (large yellow croaker)
Lineage: Eukaryota; Metazoa; Chordata; Actinopteri; Sciaenidae
Gene: galnt2
Product: UDP-N-acetyl-alpha-D-galactosamine:polypeptide N-acetylgalactosaminyltransferase 2
Exons: 16
Coding region: 617-2323 (568 amino acids)
Biological process (GO): protein O-linked glycosylation
Cellular component (GO): Golgi apparatus
Molecular function (GO): polypeptide N-acetylgalactosaminyltransferase activity
Source: RefSeq, a predicted model, not a curated record
AGUAUUUGUAUUUUCACCAGAAUAAGUUUAUUUGGGGAGCAGGGAUUUAGGAAGUAGGAACAAAAGGAAAGCAAAGGGGAAAAUGAGAUCAAACUAACAACCUCCCAGUCCUCUCAGAUUAGCUCGACUUUCAUUGGACUGGUUUAGGACCAGAGUAAAUUAAAGACCGGGUCUACGGCGUCUCUGGCCCCCCCCAGCACGCAGCUCCGGAGCAGACAGUAAAAACCAUGUAGCAUGAUGAUCGCAGAUCCUCUCUCGCAGCUCCCAAAGCCACAUAACUGAAAUUGUACAACAGUCAUUUCCUACAGAGCCUGUCUCCACCCCCUUUACUCGGCUUUAGCACGGAACGGCACGGCUCGGGCUCCACUCGCUGCCAGCCCCGGCCCUCCUCCAGGGCUGCCUGAGCCGGUGUGUGAUUGGAUUAGAGUGGGCUAGCCUUUGCCCUCUAACCCCGCUGAUGUUGGCUGGCUGCUUCCUGCUCCCUCCGCUCCCCCUGACCGACUGACGAAGCUUGCCGAAGCCGCACGGCGAAGUGCCCUGCACGCACACAGCCGACCGGGACGAGCCGGAUCCACAGUAGACCCACGAAACACACGGACGAAAAAUCGAGGCAGCCAUGCGGAGGAAAUCGAGGAUAAUGUUAUGUUUUGCCGUGCUGUGGGUUCUGGGGAUAGCCUACUACUUCUAUUCGGGAACAGCGAUGAGUCGAAAGGAUGAUUGGGACUCCAGUGACUUGUCCAGUAGGAGCAAAGGUCACAGCUCUGACGACAGGGGUCACAGCAUGGAGACUCUGCCACCAGGUAAGGUGCGCUGGCAGGAUUUCGACCAGGAUCUGUAUGUUGGAGCCACGGUGGUCCGACCAGGUCAGGAUCCAUACGCAAGGAACAAGUUCAACCAGGUGGAAAGCGACAAGCUCCGUAUGGACAGAGCCGUGCCUGACACAAGACAUGACCAUUGCAGACAUAAACAAUGGAAGUCAGACCUCCCGGCCUCAAGUGUUGUAAUCACCUUCCACAAUGAAGCUCGCUCUGCUCUGCUGAGAACUGUGGUCAGUGUCCUGAAGAAAAGUCCUUCUCACUUGGUCAAAGAGAUCAUUCUGGUUGACGACUACAGUGACAACUCGGAGGACGGAGCGCUGCUGGGGAAGAUUGAGAAAGUGCGUGUGUUGAGAAACGACCGCCGAGAAGGACUGAUGCGUUCAAGGGUUCGCGGUGCUGACGCUGCCACAGCACCAGUCCUCACCUUCUUGGACUCUCACUGUGAAUGUAAUGACCACUGGCUAGAGCCGCUACUGGAGAGAGUAGCUGAGGACAAGACCAGAGUAGUUUCUCCCAUCAUUGAUGUCAUCAACAUGGACAACUUCCAAUACGUAGGAGCCUCAGCCGAUCUGAAAGGAGGUUUCGACUGGAAUUUGGUGUUUAAAUGGGAUUACAUGACCCUGGAUCAGAGACGGGCCAGACAAGGGAACCCCAUCGCACCCAUUAAGACUCCCAUGAUAGCAGGAGGUCUAUUUGUCAUGGAUAAGGAAUACUUUGAGCAGCUGGGAAAGUACGACAUGAUGAUGGAUGUUUGGGGAGGAGAAAACCUGGAGAUCUCAUUUCGUGUGUGGCAGUGUGGUGGCAGUCUGGAGAUCAUCCCCUGCAGCAGAGUCGGUCAUGUCUUCAGGAAGCAGCAUCCAUACACUUUCCCUGGCGGCAGCGGGACUGUGUUUGCAAGGAACACGAGGAGAGCAGCAGAGGUCUGGAUGGAUGAGUAUAAAAACUUCUACUACGCUGCUGUCCCAUCUGCGCGAAACGUCCCCUACGGAAAUAUCCAGAGUCGUUUGGAGAUGAAGAAGAGAUUAGGCUGCAAGCCAUUCAAAUGGUACCUGGAGAACGUCUACCCUGAACUGCGAGUCCCGGAUCACCAGGACAUAGCCUUUGGAGCCUUACAGCAGGGAGGAAACUGUCUGGACACCCUGGGUCAUUUUGCAGACGGCGUUGUGGGCGUCUAUGAAUGCCACAACGCUGGUGGAAACCAGGUAGCGUUACUACGACAACACACACAGGAGUGGGCCCUGACCAAGGAUAAGUCAGUCAAACACAUGGACUUGUGUCUGACUGUGGUGGACAGAACAGCUGGUUCUCUCAUCAAACUACAAGGCUGUCGAGAGAAUGACAGCAGACAGAAAUGGGAGCAAAUUGAAUCCAACUCAAAGCUUCGUCACGUUGGCAGUAACCUCUGCUUGGACAGCCGCAGUGCCAGGAUGGGCGGGCUCACUGUGGAGGUCUGCAGCCCGAGCCUCAAUCAACAGUGGAAGUUCACCCUCAAUUUACAAUCAUAGGGGGCUGUACAGACCCUGGGAAGAGUUGGGUAUUGGAUAGAGACACCAACAGACUCUGAGACCUGAAUAAAGAGAUGGAAAUAGGCUCGAGGAGAAAGACAAAACUUGAUGGAUUAAUGGAUUACUCUCGCUCCUCCUCAGAGGGGCAGCCAGGCACGUCUAUACACCUCUCCCCCACCUCACCGCUCCUCAAAUAAACAAAAGAGUCGCACCAAGUGAGGGAGGGUUUUGUAGACCAUGAUGGAGUAAACGGGAAACUGACUGUGUUUGGUGGACAGGUGGUGACAGAGAUGAUCAGGAUGAGGAUAAAAGCGAUGAAGAGGCUUUCCAUCCAAACUACAUACCUCAGUGUUUUUUCAUUGAUGGUUCCAGAUGAAAAUGACGAGUGAAUUCUUUUCUGUCCUUUUACUUUCUUUAAUGCUGGUGAAAAUAGAACUCUAUGGCGUUUUUACUUUGUAAUUAUUUUAUUUUACUAUUAAUAUUUUAUUUCUUGCUGUUAAUUCUUCAGAGGUUCGCAGGAGCUUUUUCUUUUUUUGUUCUUGAAAGAAUCGAAUGAAGGUGUUGAUGCUCUCCUCUGGCACUCUCUCUUUGUUUUUACCACACCGAGGUUGGUGUUUCGGUGAGGAGGGAGGGAGGAGGGUUUGGGGUGUGGAGUGAUGUGAAGGGAGGAAAUGAACUCGAUUCCUUGAGCUGUUCCUCUUGUUUACUCUUAUUGGUUUACAGGAUCAACAGAGAAAAGAGAGGGGAGGUGGGGAGAUGAAGCUGUGUGUUCUGUUUUGUUUUUUAUACAGUUUUUUUUCCCACAGAUUGUGUCUUGGGGGAGGGGGAAGUGGGUUUGAGGGAGUAGCUUCUCUGCUUUGGUAGGGGCCUGACGCUGGUUUGGCCGGAGGUGCAGUUCCUGAAACCGGGAAGUGUCUUGAAGCCCACCCUCAGGAUUUACUGUUUGUCUUCAGGCUGUGGCACUGGCUGCUACAGCGUCUUCACUUCUACACCAUUAUGUCUCUAACGAAACAAUACACAGAAAAAAAAAAUCUCUUACCUGUCUUUUUUUUGUUUACUUAUGUCAAAAAAAAUGGAACCAAAUUUCAAAUGGAUGUUUUGUGUUUCAGGAAUACACAAGGAGUGAUUAAAAGAGUUUUUCUUCACA